Messenger RNA from Magallana angulata, 652 nucleotides. RefSeq lists its product as uncharacterized. The coding region runs from base 44 to 652 and encodes 202 amino acids. The transcript has 3 exons. The record is from RefSeq and is a predicted model, not a curated record. Lineage: Eukaryota; Metazoa; Mollusca; Bivalvia; Ostreida; Ostreidae.
UACGCAAUUUCUCAUGUUUCCUCCCAUAUGACAAACAAACGGCAUGAGUUUGUUAAAUUUUGGUUUUACCAGCAAUAAUGCUCGAAAAGGAACGACAAAUAAAAGACUACGCGAGGAACAGGAAGCUGGGGACUCGGAGUGUGAUCAAAAUAACAAUUCCAAAGACGGAACCUAUGACAAGAAGAGAGUUCGUGAAUUUCAAAGCCACUGGCGUGAUGAAAGGCCGUGGCUUGAUUACAAUGACGAUACGAAAACGAUGUUUAGUUCAUUUUGUCAAAGUUUUCCUAUAACAGCAGACAGGUCAAACGCAUUAACUAGAGGAACAACAAACCUGAGAAUCGAACCUAUAAAAAUCCACGAGAGUACCCCUGAACAUUUUUCUUGUCACAGAUUAUGGUUGAAGAACAAGGGGUUUGAUGUACCAAAAGCCAAACUAGCUGACACAACACUAGGAAAGGCCAUCAUAAAAAAGAAGUGUACACCAGAGCAAGCCAACAGAUAUGCUGUCCUUUUCAAUACAGCUUAUGGUGUGGCCAAGCAAGGAAAACCUUUCAGUGAUUUUCUUAAUACAGCUUAUGGUGUGGCCAAGCAAGGAAAACCUUUCAGUGAUUUUCUUUAUAGCUUAAAAGUGCAAAUUCUGAAGGUGUAUUGA